AUGAGAGGCGACCAUAGGCAACAUGAAUUAAACCGAGUGGAUAUGAGCAAACCUAGGUCAAAUUGGAGAGAGAAAUAUAGAGAAAAAGAAAAGCUGUUGCAGCAGCACUCCCCCAAGUCCCGUGUCGUUUCUUGUCUCUCCAUUUUCCAAGCUUUCAGAGCUUUCACAUUUUCCUUCCAUGAACACAAAUUACUGUUAAUCCACCCACAACACUCAAAAUGGGCUGCUUACACUCCAAAACCACUCACCUCCACUUCUCCCCUGACGACCCAUCUUCUCUACCCGACACUCACAAACCGACCCAGCUAUGGAGAUCAAGCUGAGCUAGAGGCCCAAGCCCCUAUGUUCAAAGAGUACAGUCUAGACGAGCUACGAAAGGCCACCAAUGGGUUCAGCUCCGAAUGCAUUGUUUCCGAGAGUGGUGAAAAAGCUCCCAAUGUCGUUUACAGAGGAAAACUUGAUAACAAUCGCCUUGUCGCUGUUAAACGCUUCUCCAAGCAGUCUUGGCCCGACGCCCAACAGUUUGUGGUUGAGGCUGUGGGAGUGGGGAAGUUGAGGCACAAGAGAUUAGUGAAUCUGGUUGGUUGCUGUGCUGAGGGAGAUGAACGGCUCUUGGUGGCUGAGUAUAUGCCCAAUGAUACUCUUUCCAAGCAUCUCUUUCAUUGGGACAAGAAGCCAUUGCCAUGGGAAAUGCGUGUUAGAGUUGCAUACUAUAUUGCACAGGCACUGGAUCAUUGUAAUAUCGAGAACCGGAAGAUCUAUCAUGAUUUAAAUGCAUACAGAGUUCUUUUUGAUGAGGAUGGUGACCCUCGUUUGUCUACCUUUGGCCUUAUGAAAAAUAGUCGAGAUGGAAAAGCUACAGGUCAUUCCAGAGAGUGUAAUCUACAGUUAUGGAACUGUCCUGUUGGACCUUUUGAGUGGCAAGCAUAUUCCUCCAAGCCAUGCACUGGACUUGAUAAGGGAAAAGAAUGUAUUGUUGUUGAUGGAUUCAUCAUUGGAAGGGCAGCGGCAUCUCAUGUUCUAAUGGGCCUUCCUAGAAAUACUGUUGUGGUUCCAACCAUGCUUUCUCCUCUUGGAAAGGCUUGUGCAAGGAUGGAUCUUACUGCUGUGCAUGAUAUUUUGCUAAAAACAGGCUAUAAAGAUGAAGAAGGUGCAGAAAAUGAGCUCUCAUUCCAAGAAUGGACACAACAAGUCCAAGAUAUGUUGAACACGAAGAAAUUUGGGGAUAUUGCAUUUAGGGACAAGGAUUUCAAGAAUGCAAUUGAGUAUUAUUCCAAGUUAGUCGCUAUGAUGUCCGGCCCUUCAGCAACUGUCUUUGCGAGAAGAGCCUUCUCCUACUUGAUGAACGGCCAAGCAGAACUUGCUUUAAGAGAUGCAAUGCAGGCACAGGUGUGUAUACCAGAGUGGCCAACUGCAUUCUACUUGCAAGCUCUGGCACUCUCAAAGCUUGGAAUGGAGACUGAUGCUCGGGACAUGCUUAAUGAUGGAGCAGCCUUUGAAGCAAAGCGGCACAACACAUGGCGUAGCUAA
Molecule: messenger RNA, 1530 nt
Organism: Prunus armeniaca (apricot)
Lineage: Eukaryota; Viridiplantae; Streptophyta; Magnoliopsida; Rosales; Rosaceae
Source: the annotation of a GenBank genome assembly